Closterium sp. NIES-65 is the source of this 2400-nucleotide messenger RNA. The record is from the annotation of a GenBank genome assembly. Lineage: Eukaryota; Viridiplantae; Streptophyta; Zygnematophyceae; Desmidiales; Closteriaceae.
AUGGCGGUGCCGCGCGAAGAGUGGAAGGCGACAGACUUUGUAGUGGACGACAUGGUGUACUCCAGCAUCGACGUGCUCGUCAUGGAUGCCCUACGCCACCUACAAUGCUUGGAGAAGGAUAGCACGCUCAGGCUGUACACCGCGUUCAUCUAUCACUUCAAGAAGUGGGCGGCGAAGAUGAUGAAGCAGAUACGCGACAAGCUACCCCAUGAGCAACGACUUAGGCACGUCGACGAGAUCGGCCACUACAUCCGCGACAACAAGAAAAAGGAUUGGUGCAACGAGAAACCCGGGGAGGAGAACAAUGCCACGCGAACCGGGCCUGUGAGGUCGACAACUGUGCACACGAUCCUCGGGCGCAUAAAGGCAUGCCAGAUGGCGGCGAGGGUGGAGGCGACGCUGUACCGAGAGAAGGAGCUGGGCAUCAUGAGGGAGAUCUCAGUGGUCAGAUCGGAGAAACUGCGCCGACCGUCGACGCGGCACCAUCGGCGAUACCUACACCGCCGAGCAGUUCCGCCAGAUCAUGAUGAAGGUGCUGCCGACAUGGGCGGCGGCGGCGUGGAACCCGCGGGCAACCACUCCGUCGCAGACGCUGUGGCGAUUCCUGCUCGUCAAGGUGCUCACGCUACUCUCCCACCACUCUCUCUCCUGCACGGCGCCAGCAUCCGCAAGAUCACGCUCCCCGACGUCUUCUUGUACCACCUGGCGAGCACCUCGGAGGUGAACCCGAAUAGCCAGUCGGCCAUCAUGGUGAUCGCCGCGCGUAACUUGAAGACUUCCAAGGAUGCCCGUCUUCAGCAGAGCUACGCGGCGCAACACCUGGAAGCGGAGCUGUGCGCCGUCGGCGAGACCGGCCUGUGGCUGCACUUCAUCAUCGACCAGAUCGGUCAGUUCUCCGGCACCGACUUCCUUCCACCGCUUGACACCACUGAACACGAACGCUGGUACAAGAAGCAUCUCUUCUUCGCCAAGAAUGACAAGGAGCAGGAGGAGCUCCCCGCCGCCACCCACCAACGUUGGACCCGGCAGAUGUGGACGACCAACAAGGUGUUCUGCAAAAGGAACGUGCACGUCGCCCGCGCCGGAGGUGCGCAGGAGCUAGCCAUCGGAGGGACGCCGUGCGCCGAGAUCGCCGAGCUGGGACACUGGGCUCUCGACAAGAUGACGCGUGCGUACAUCACGGCCAUUCCCGUUAGGGUGGUGAUGCGGAAGGCCGGCUACUCGGGACUCAAGCAAGACUACUUCUUGGGGUGCAGCAGGGUCGAGCCCUCCAACAAACUCCUGGACCUCCUCGCCGAGCACAUCUUCCCCGGCGUGGAUGCUAUGCUGCGCGAUGCGGAGACGCGUGCCGUCAACGGGAUCGACGCCGACAAAGCCGCAGUGCACUUCUUGCGCACCCUCGUGAUGUUCCGACGCAUCAUCGCCGAGGACCUCGCGGUGAAGCUCGUCCGCACACCGUGGCGCCCGUACGUCCAAGUUUCCAAGCUUUGCAGGAUUUCCCUCUUCCAACACUGGGCGAAAAGGGUCGAGUUGGUCGACACCGAUACGAUCAAAAAGCGCCGGGACCCGACUCAGAUUCAGCCGGAGGAAAUAUCCGUCCGCAUGGACACCCAGUAUCACAACAUGUCCCUCAAGGAGGCGCUGAAGAAGGAGGUCGAGUGCUCGGCGCUCGGGAAGUUAGGCCUUCAGGAGACGAUCGAGAUGCAAAACGACACCAUCGCGUCGCUCACCGCUGAGCUUGCUCGAGUCAUCGAGGCACUCCGUGUGUCAGAAGCCCGGAGGAUGCCGGCGGCGCCGCCGUUGGCGACCGAGCAAGCUCCAAGCGAGGGUGGCUCCGCGGAUUCGGCCAACACGGGGACCGGAGCCAAGAGAGAUUAUGGGAAACCCCCGCCACCCCUCCAGAUGGUAGAGAAGGCCAGUUACGAGCUCAACGUGGUGCAACCUUGGCGGGAGGUAAAGACCGUGCGGGACGCUUGGCGCCUCUCGAACUCCGCCACCGCCAAUGACACCAGUUGUCUUUGCGACAGGGUCGCCGAGCCAGGGUUCAUCGACCGCCACACCCUCCUCAAAGGCGCAACGCAGGGUGCACUCAAUAUGAGGGUGUGCCGCAUGCUGAAGGCCAUGGAUACGGUGCGCCAGCUACGCGCGAGCGACGGCGAUGCUGACACCGAAGCCGUGGUCGAUGCACUGAACACGAUUGCGGCACCGAGCAUUGGGACCUUUUGCGAUGCCCUCACGGUGCUCAACCCGGAGACGGCACCGACGAUGUCCAAGGAGCCUGGCAUGGGCGUCAAGGGGCUUGCCCCCAAGGUGGUCUCGAAGCUACGCCUCGCCUGUGCGCUGGUGGCGCUCGAGCUGAAGCCGAGGACGUGGGUCGACCGCCUGUUUCCAGACACCUAA